AUGGAGUUGUCUCUCCCGCUUUCAACGACUUUUACGGCUAUCUUUUUCGCCCUCAUACUAACUUUCAUGCUGCGGAUCUUGAAUGGUAGGAGAAGAAACAAAGCGAAAAACAGAGAACCACCUGAAGCAAAGGGCUCAUGGCCUAUAAUCGGACAUUUGCACCUUCUAGGGGGAUCUGAACUACCUCAGAAGGUUUUAGGUUCCAUGGCAGACAUAUAUGGUCCUAUCUUCACACUAAAACUUGGUGUCCACCGAGCAUUGGUAGUGAGUAGCGGGGAGAUAGCUAAAGAGUGCUAUACCACAAACGAUAAGGUGUUUGCAAGUCGACCUAAGUCUAUGGCAGUAGAACUCAUGGGAUAUAACUACGCCAUGUUUGGCCUUGCUCCGUAUGGGGACUACUGGCGACAAGUGCGCAAGAUCAUCAUGCUUGAGGUUCUCUCUCAGCGACGAGUGGAGAUGCUUGGACAUGUUCGAGCUUCAGAGGUUAGAGAAUCAGUGAAAGAUGUAUAUGAAGCAUGGGUAAAGAACAAAGAGAGUGAAAGUUCAGACGUGGUCAAGGUCGACAUGCAACAAUGGUUUGGGAACUUGAUACUAAACGUUAUUGUUAGGAUUGUUUCAGGAAAGAGGUUUUCACCUAACGAUGAAGAAGGGAUUCGAUUUCAAAACGUGGCAAGGAGAUUCUUUGAGUUAUUGGGCGCAUUUGUGGUGUCUGAUUUCAUUCCCUUUUUGAAGUGUUUCGACCUGGGGGGAUACAAGAAAGACAUGAUGAUUACAGCAAAAGAGAUGGACGACAUCUUUGAAGGAUGGUUGCAGGAGAACAAGAGAGAAAAAGAGUCUAAAAAGCAACAUGAAAGUAAUCAAGUCUUCAUGGAUGUGUUAGUUUCGGUUCUUGAAGGUGCCUCUGAAGAAGAAUUCCCUGGCUUUGACCACAAUACGAUAAUCAAGGCCUCGUGUUUGGCCAUUCUAAUCGCUGGAUUGGACACAACAUCUGUCACUUUAACAUGGGCGUUGUCUUUGUUACUCAACAACCCAAGAGCAUUAAAAAUUGCCCAAGAUGAAAUUGAUGAACAUGUUGGAAGGGAGAGACUAGUAGAGGAGUCAGACAUGAAGAAUUUAGUCUACCUUGAUGCCAUCAUCAAAGAGACAUUACGUUUAUACCCAGCUGGACCUCUAUCCGUUCCACAUGAGUCCAUGGAGGAUUGUAUUGUGAGUGGCUACAACAUCCCUAAAGGCACACGUUUGUUGCUUAAUCUUUGGAAAAUGCAUCGAGAUCCUAACAUAUGGUCAGAUCCCAACGAAUUUCAGCCAGAGAGAUUCUUGACAAGUCAUAAAGAUAUUGAUGUCAAGGGAAGUCAUUUCGAAUUGCUUCCUUUUGGUAGUGGUAGAAGAAUGUGUCCUGGUGUUUUCUUUGCUCUCCACGCAUUGCAUUUCACAUUAGCUACAUUAAUUCAACAGUUUGUGCUUAAAAAACCAUCAAAUGAGCCUAUUGAUAUGCGAGAAUGUUCUGGAUUGACAACAGGCAAAGCAACACCACUGGAGGUCCUUCUGGCCCCCCGUUUAUCGCUUGACAUGUAUCUUGUUAGUGCAUAGUAGAUCAGCUUCAAUUAAUGAACCAACCCCACUCCAACUGCCCUCGCCUGCUAAUUAAAGUGGAUGUGAAAGAUAUCAACUUUAGGUAAUAGGCAGAAAAUAUGGUGUCAACAAUAUCAGCAGGACUAUUAUGCAAUAAAAUUAUUAGUAUAUAGCUACAUGAAUUAAUUUGAUGUCACGUAAUUUGUGUUUUAGUAUAUAGGCUCAUGCUAUUGAUUUCUUUAAUACUAAAAUAUAUUAAAAGAACUAUAAAUUAUCAUUGGU
This is a messenger RNA of Lactuca saligna, 1854 nucleotides long. Lineage: Eukaryota; Viridiplantae; Streptophyta; Magnoliopsida; Asterales; Asteraceae. The record is from the annotation of a GenBank genome assembly.